GCGGACGAGCAGUAGUGUAUACAUUGGAUCAUUUCUGAGUUAAUGCUUAAAGGCAAUUAAGCGAGGCUUGUGCAUUGUACAGUUGUGCAAUGGUUGUAUAAUAAUUUCAUUAGAAUCCGAAUAAAAUGCGUUCACUGUAAAUCACCAGAAAAAAGAAGCAGCGACCGGAAUGGCUUCAAUCCAUCCAGAAAUGUUAGAAAGUACAAAAUCACCACCUUUUACGCCAGAGAAAACGGUUCCCCUGAAAACUAGUGUAUCGCCAACACGUCUCCAGACGGAACCUUCAGGAUCAAGAUCAAAACAAGAAAGUACAAAUUUAGAAACAUCGCAAUCACUUACAGCGCCUACAACACCGAAAGAAGAUACAUCAGAAACUGAGACCUUCAGUUUAAGGUCGUUUUAUAAGAAGCCAUUUGUUUAUGGAGAAAUUGACUUAGAGCUCAACGGCCGAGCAAAGUUCAUCAAGGUUAAUAAUCCGGAAAUAGGGAAGAGCAACCUUUUAAAGAGACUUGCGGAAGAAGUACUGAACGAGUAUCCACAUCCUGAAAAGAAACGCCUGCUGCUUUCGAUUACUGACGGUGCUGAAAAGUUAGGCGAUGUUGAAAGUAAAACUUUUAAAGAUAGCCUCAAGAAGAUUCUUCCCGGCACAUGCCUAGUGACGGGUGGAACAAACACUGGCGUUACAAAACUAGUUGGAGAAUGCGUUCGUGACUUCAACGAUAGCGUAAGAGGCAAAAAUGACACAUGUUUGGCUAUCGGAAUAAUCAACUUGGGUCACAACAAUAAUACAGGCUUAUUGCAGGAAGAAAAACGAUUUGGUAUUGACGACGACGGAACCAUAUUUCUCGUGGACUUUAGUGGAAAAAGGUGGACUUUUAAUCAAGCAGUACUGCCUAAAUAUUGUAAUACUACUACAACAAAUGUCCCGAAAUGUGAGAGAAACAAAGAUAUUGGUACGGAUGGUUCAUCCCCAGUUAAAGAGGGUGAUGGUACGGAUGGUUCAUCUCCAGUUAAAGAGGGUGAUGGUACGGAUAGUUCAUUGCCAUUGAAAGAGGGUGAUGGUACGGAUGGUCCAUCGCAAGUUAAAGAGGGUGAUGGUGCGGAUGGUUCAUCGUCAGUUAAAGAGGGUGAUGGUACGGAUGGUUCAUCUUCAGCUAAAGAGGGUGAGGGUUCGGAUAGUUCAUCGCAAUUGAAAGAGGGUGAUGGUACGGAUGGUUCAUCGCCUAUUAAAGAGGGUGAUGGUACGGAGGGUUCAUCGCCAUUUACAUUUAAAAAGGGUGACAUCGUAAAGAUCGAAAAGAUAAGCAGCAACCAAAAGACGUCGCAGAACCUAAAAGGAAUUAUGAUUGAACAGACAAUCGGUAAAAUUGGAACAGUAAUCACAGUGGACACAAAUCUUGAUCUCCAGAUUCAAGUAUGCGGGACUAAAUGGCAUUACCAACCACAUGAUGUUACAUUUCUGUCUCCAAAGAAAUUGAAUAAACAAUUGAAGAAAUGGUUGAAGAACCACGUGCAUAUGCAGAACCCAUUGGUGAAUUUCGUUUUGUCGGGAGAAGCAGACGAAAUGAAAGACCAACUGCACAAAGCUAUACGGAACCAGAAGCCUACUCGAGUCGGCAUUGACUACAAUGGUGAUUUAUAUGUUAAGGAUGGGGAAGGAAAGAGGGAAAUAAUCCAACUAGAUGAACGGACAGACGUCAAUGCAAGUGAUGUUUAUUACAUGAAAGACACGGAAAUUACCACCAAAGCUGGUAGUUCAGAUGACAAACACUUCGCUGUUGACGAUCUAGUACAAAUAUGCAAUCAUACUGCGCAGCAUACGAACAAGCAUAACAUUGAUUGGCGGAUACACUUUGAUCGGACAUACGGAAAAAUUGGUACAGUACUUAAAGUGAAGAAAAACUACCUGCUGAUCAACGUGUGCGGUUCUAAGGAACGGUAUAGAUCACAGGAUGUUGCUCAAGUGUCUUUCGAUUCCCUUACGAGCCACUUGAAGAAGUGGUUCCAAACCCACACGCCUAUAGAUGAGAUGGAUGAUAUGGUGAAAGCCGUACUGUCCGAUAAUGUCCGCCAAGUGCGGAAGCUACUUCGGCGUGUCAAGAAGAAUAAAGAAAUGUUCGGCGUGGACAAAGAAGGCUUCUUGUUUGUCGUGGAUGUCAAUGGCAAAAGGAUUUUUAAUGUUGUUGGUGGUUCAAUUUCGCCGCCUUUUGUCGAUGGAGACAUCGUUAUGAUCUGCAGCAAUGAACAUACACUGAAGGAUCUACAAAAUGGACAGUGGAGAACAGGCAUGGAUCGGACGAUCGGUAAAAUUGGCACAGUAAUGGAAGUGCACAACAAUAUUGAAAUGCGGAUCAAAGUAUGCGGUGUUGAGUGGUGGUACAGACCACAGGUCGUUGGUCUGGUAUCCCUAGAGCGUUUGACCAUGCGGCUGAAGAAGAGCUUAAAAAAUGUCCAGCCUGAAAAUGACACACUGUUAAAUGCCGUGAUGUCAGGAGAUGCCAGAAGUGUGGGCAAACAACUGAGUAGUUCUCUUAGGGCCCAGGUGGUGUUCGGUCUCGACGAAGGUGACAUAUUUGGCAUUGAUGUCAGCGGACAAAGGCACACUAUCGAUGUAGAAGGAAAACAUGUUUCUCCAACUUACAAAAAAGGAGACUUGGUGCAGAUCUGCAACGAUCCAACUAGGCUAAAGAACCUACAAGACAAGCUAUGGCAGGAUGGAAUGAAAGAGACAGUCGAUAGAAUCGGUUUAGUUAAAGAAGUUGAAACGAAUCAUGACCUGCGUGUUGGCAACUGGCCCUGGAAAUACAGACCAUAUGCUGUUAAACAGGUGUCUCUCGCAACCGUGACAAGGCAUAUUAAGGAAUGGGUUGAGACGUACAUGCCUGAGAAUGAAAACGACGAAAUGCGUAAAGCCGUUAUGUCCAAAGAUGUUGAAAGAGUUAGGGGAAUACUGAGCAGUGAUGCGAAUGAUCAGGAUCAGAGAGUGUUUGGCCUUGACAAAGGAAGGUUAUUUAUCAUGGACAUCGACGAUGAAAGGAGGUUUUUCACUGUCGAUGGCGGAUCGAUUCAUCCCCGAUUUGUAAAAAGUGACAUCGUACAGAUUUGCAGAGACAAGGUACCUAGGGAAAUUGCAAUAGUAGUAGAAGAUGACCCUACCAAUGAGCUUGUGAUAAACCUGUGCGGUGCUGAAACGAUAUUCAACCGACAAGAUGUUGAUUUAGUACCUCUCAAGCAACUGACAUGCGAGUUAAAAAUGUGGUUUGAGAUGUACAUACCUAAAACUGAGAAGGACGCGAUGACAGAAGCUGUCAUGUCAAAAAAAGCAACUGAAGUGGGAAAAUUACUGAGCCACAACAAAAAGGGACCCCAGCGAGUAUGUGGUAUUGACACAGAUGGUUUCUUGUAUAUUAAAGAUACCAGUGGUAAAAGAAGGAAAUUCCUUCUUGAUGGUGGCACGAUAUCUCCGACAUUUUUUGAAGGUGACAUAGUACAUAUCUGCAGUGAAGCUAAGCUAAAUGAACAAAAGCUAAAUGAACAAAUGUCAUUGUGGAAAGAUGACAUAAAACAGACACUUGAUAAAAUUGGUACAAUAUUGGAAGUGACACCAGAGAGUAAACUGAGAAUCAAAGUUGGCGCUGAUACGUUCAUUUACUGGCCACCAUAUGUCACUUUAGUACCCAUGGUGCACCUGACUAGAAAAUUUAAGGAGUGGAUAGAGCAUCACUGGCCACAACUUGAAAAUCAAACGUUUGGAAAAGCUGUACUGGAAGGCAAUGCGGAUGAAGUCCGUAAAGCACUUACUAAUUCUCAAAAGGACCAGCACCUGGGAAAUGGAGUGUUCGGCAUUGACGAAGAAGGCGACGUCUAUGUUAUGGAUAUAUACAAUAAAAGGCACAAACUCAGAAAAGCUUCACAGAUGGACGCUACUCGUUUUUAUGCUGGAGGUUUCAACAUGAAGCCGAUUGGUAAAGAUGACCUGGUGCGAAUCUCUAACGACCAGUCGUUGAUUGUGGUACUGCAGGACAAUAGUGAUGAUGUUGAUACGAAGAAGAUACUCGGUAAAUUUGGAACAGUGUUGAGAGUUAAAGAAGAAAAUGCACUCUUGAUCGAAGUGUGUGGUCUCACUUUGCACUGCAGUAAAAAUUCAGUUGUUAAAGUUUCUCUUGAGGACUUAACUUGCAAGUUAAAAGUGUGGUUUGACAAUCACUGGCCUAAACUUGACGACUUUGGACGAGAUGUUUUGACAUAACAAUACAAAGAAGUGGGUGAACAACUGAGCAAUUCUAUAAAGGAAUUUAAGUUGCAAGGCAGUACUUCCUCGAUUAUCAGAGGUUACACACGAUCUCAAAAUAUCAAAGGUGUUGAACGCCAGUUAGACCCAAACCACGGUCGUUUCAUCAUUGUGGACGAGUUAGAUAUUCGAAGUUUUGGUGGCG
Molecule: messenger RNA, 4436 nt
Organism: Dreissena polymorpha
Lineage: Eukaryota; Metazoa; Mollusca; Bivalvia; Myida; Dreissenidae
Exons: 35
Coding region: 170-4249 (1359 amino acids)
Biological process (GO): protein ubiquitination
Cellular component (GO): cytoplasm
Molecular function (GO): ubiquitin-protein transferase activity
Source: RefSeq, a predicted model, not a curated record